This is a messenger RNA of Botrytis byssoidea, 1266 nucleotides long. RefSeq lists its product as uncharacterized. The transcript has 6 exons. The record is from RefSeq and is a predicted model, not a curated record. Bases 1 to 1266 code for a protein of 421 amino acids. Lineage: Eukaryota; Fungi; Ascomycota; Leotiomycetes; Helotiales; Sclerotiniaceae.
AUGCCCACUUUGUGGGUCUACAACUCGACACCAGAGGUUGAUGCUCAAUCCAAUUAUCCUUCGAUACUAGGAGCUUCGUUUCCAUUGCUCGUGUUGAUGCUCAUCACUGUCGGCACGAGAUUGUAUGUUAGAGUCCGUACUGUGCGAGGUAUUGGUGCCGAUGACUGGGCCGUCUUCAUUGCUGCGAUAUGUAGUAUCAUUUACAACGCUUGUACUAUUGCCCAAUCAAGAUGGGGAUUAGGUCUGCCGUUGGCUCUUAGACCAAUAGUCAACUUGAACACAUAUUCUAAAAUUAAUUAUGCCGGUCGCCCUUUCUACAUGAUGGGCAUCUUAGGCUUCAAAGUCUCACUUUGCUUCUCUUAUCUUCGCAUUCUCUCCAAAGGACAACCAACCUACCGUCUCAUAGUAUGGAUCGUGAUGGUUCUCUGCAUUAUAGGCCAUGCAGUCGGUACUCUGGUACUAAUGUUCAACUGCAACCCGAUCGAAAGAUCAUGGCAUCCAACAACUGCAGGAACCUGUCUUCCCGUUGGUCCGCUAUUUGCUGGUCUUGCCAUUACGACUAUCGUUUUCGAUGUCAUAAUUUUCUUCCUUCCAAUCCCAUUUCUCUACGGGUUACGAAUGGAUAGAUCCAAAAAAUUCGGCAUCAUUGGCGUUUUUGCCCUCGGUAUUCUCACAACGGUGUGUUCUAUUAUGCGGAUGACUGUAAUACCCAUUAUUGCGACGGGUAGUGGUAAUUCCACAAUGUUGGUCGUGUGGGGGAACAUAGAAUUAAAUGUCGGGAUCAUCCUAACCUCCAUGCCCGUUCUCGCUCCUCUCUUCAAAGUAUUCGGCAAAAAACUCGUUUCAACCGGGAAAUCCUCCUCAAACCCUUACGCCCACACCGGCUCCCACAAUAUGCAAAUUUUCAGCAACUCGAAAAGUCAGCACCACACCAAUACUUCCAAUAUCAAUACUCUCACGAACUCACGAAAAGAAAGAGCUGCGAGAGCCGCGGCUCGAUAUCCAGGAGAUGUGAGUGAUAAUGAGAGUCAGGAGACGAUUUUAGGGAAAGGCGGAAAGGAGGGGAUGAUUGCGAGGGAGAGGAGCGUGGAUGAGAGGAGUGGGAUGGAGAGUUCAGAGAGGGAGAGGGACUUGGAGAGUGCGACGGGAGGCGUACACGGGCAGGGAAAGGAAAUAGAAGGAAUUAUGAGGACGGUGCAGGUGGAUAUUUCGAGUGAGGCGGCGGAUUCGCAAGCGGGGGAGUUUGGGGGGCCGAGGAAUAGGUGA